Messenger RNA from Notechis scutatus (mainland tiger snake), 2250 nucleotides. NCBI's taxonomy places the organism in Eukaryota, Metazoa, Chordata, Lepidosauria, Squamata, Elapidae. The record is from RefSeq and is a predicted model, not a curated record.
GUAUCUCUGGUUGCUCUUGGUCCACUGACGAAUAUAGCACUAGCAGUGAAAAUGGACCCAUCACUUCCCAAGAAACUUAAGAAUUUGUUCAUCAUGGGAGGAAAUACUGAAUCCAGAGGAAAUAUUAAAGUGUGUGGAGAAUUCAAUUUUGCAACUGAUCCUGAAGCUGCUUACAUUGUCUUAAAUGAGUACACCUGCCCAAUGUAUAUUGCAGCCUGGGAGUUCACCUGUGCCUGCUCGCUGCCCUGGGAAUUCUACCAUGAAUGGGUGAAUCAGAAUACUGAGAAAGCCAGAUUCAUGAAGAAAAUAUUUGCUCAUUCUUUAAAAAUGGCAAAACCUCACUUAGGCUUUGUUUCUUGCGACUCUUAUGCUAUGGCUGCUGCCAUUGAUGAAAACUUUGUCACGGAAGUCACAAUAAUUGGCGUAAGUGUUGAGCUCAGUGGCUCUCUAACUAGAGGAAUGAUGGUAAUGGAUUGGUCUGACCAUCUGAAAAAGGAACACAAAGCAUUUGUAAUGAAAAACUGUGAUUUAGGGAAAUUCCAGGCACUUAUGAUGGAUGCUUUGAAAUAAAAUGGGCUUAUUUAACAUAAUAUUUAUGUUAAGCUACUGCUGCUGGGCAAACCAAGGGUUGCCUGAAACACUAUAAUAGCUGCCCAUGCAAAGGUUGUAAUUAAAUUCUUUAAUUGUUCUGAAGAAUAAAAUAAUCUUUUAACAUUUUUGCCAGCAUGAAAGAUAUACAUUGAACUUCUUUUACUCUUCCUUUGCACUACAAUUGAUUGAAUCCUGUUCACUGAGUCAUCUAUAGUCAUGAACUCUUCAAGAUGAUAAGGAUUAUGCAUCCUUAGGAAUUAUUUAUGAAGGGAUCCUUUGAGCAAACACUAUAAAUUUAAAAAUAAAUAAAAUAAUGUCUCCAACUUGAUGUCUGUCUUCCCCCUUCUCUGACGCUCUACCAGAUGUUGAUACAGGCACAAUUUAUAUUAUGUGUUUCUUAAAAAUGUGUGCCAAAACCCCUUCAUAAAUCUAAAAAUAAUUAAUAUGGUCAAUUUUAAUGGAGAUAUAGUAUUUGGUUUUCUUGGGUGGAUAAAACAUUCACUUAUAAUUAAUAAUUCAUAAACACUUUCUUAAAAGAGCAGAUAAUAAAUAGUAGUUAAUACCUUGAUACGUUCACAUUAUUUCAUUUGGUACAAGUUAGAAACAAGGAUAGUGUAGAAAAUGAUGCUGCAUAUUCAUAGUGAUAUUGCCACAGAUAUCUUCCUGUGGUGAGAUUAGACUAGCAAAUAGGACCGACAUUCUAAAGCAAGUUGUCCCUUCUGUUCAAGACUUGGGUAGAUGAACGUAUCUUUUGGAGGGGUUACUGGUCCAGUGAGCAGGAUCCUUCUGAUUCCAUAUGUAUAAUUGGAUGCCAUUUUUAGUGUACUACUUGGUAUAUAACUGCUUGUAUUAUAGUUGUCUUCUGCUUCUAGUGAGCUAAUUGGUAUUAUCAAUAAAUGCCAUUGGUGUGAGAAGCAUAACUUACUUUAAAACUAAUAACUGUUAAUAAAACAAUGGCAAAAUUACUGUAUACUUUUCUUAUGCACUUUUGCAAUUAUUAUGGUGAUAUUAUAGAAAACAGUCAACAAGAGGUAAUGUAAUUAUUUGCUGUAAUUAUUUGUAGAACUAUUAUGUCAAGGUGAAUGUUGUUAUAACCUAAGGCAUAAAUUUCAAGCUAAUCAAGGUAUACCAACAGAAAAUGUGAAAGAUCCCAUUUGCUCAAAAGAACUCCUUUGUUUGAAAUAAUUGCUCUUUCCCUACGCAAUAUGAUUUGUGCUCAUUUAGCAGAAUAUGCCAAAUCUAUCACUUACUAAAAUCCUUUCCAGUCCCACUAUAUCCAAGAAACUGUGGUGGCGUCAGGUCCCAUAGAUCCCUUUCAGGACACUGCCCUUCUGGUGGAGAAGGCCUGGAUGCAUUCCUCACUUUGUAACCCUUUUCCUGUUGCAUGCCUAUCCUGUACUUCGAUUUACCAUCCUGGGAAUGUAAAGGGGAAGGGAAUGGCUAGAGGGCCCUCUGUUUUAUCUCAGCACUGGAGCCUCCAGCAAGCAAUGUGUGAGAACAGCUUCUUAUCACCUUCUCAGCCUGAGGUUCUCAACACAACUUUGCACCUGUGGACUGGCUUGCCCUGUACUGGACUGAGAGUGUGUGUGUGUCUCUCUCUCUCUUUUAAUCUAACAGAAAUGUGUGGGAAUCCUCAGGUCCUGCCUUCUCUUUGUUGCU